Zeugodacus cucurbitae (melon fly) is the source of this 671-nucleotide messenger RNA. RefSeq names its product dolichol-phosphate mannosyltransferase subunit 3 (gene Dpm3). Gene Ontology annotation, cellular component: endoplasmic reticulum membrane; dolichol-phosphate-mannose synthase complex. The transcript is spliced from 2 exons. The record is from RefSeq and is a predicted model, not a curated record. NCBI's taxonomy places the organism in Eukaryota, Metazoa, Arthropoda, Insecta, Diptera, Tephritidae. Gene Ontology annotation, biological process: GPI anchor biosynthetic process. The coding region runs from base 105 to 395 and encodes 96 amino acids.
UCUCUAAACAGCUGUUCGCCAAUGUCAAACGCCACGCAAGUGUUGAUUAUUUACACAUAUUUAAUUAAAACAUUCCAACGCUUUAUAAAAUUUACCGGCAAACAAUGGUUAUGACAAAUUUACAACGUUGGCUUUUAUAUAUCGGACUCUUUGCGAUACCCUAUGUGGCCAUCGUGACGGGUAUACUACGCGCACCGGUGCUCACUAAAUGGGAAUUGGAAAUUCAAUUGUUGCCACUUGUUGUGCUUGUACUGUUUGGGGCUUACUCGGCUACAGUGGUGCUCUAUCGCACAUUUACAUUUAACGAUUGUCCGCUGGCAGCCAAAGAAUUGCAGGAACAGAUUGAGCUCGCACGCAAAGAUUUGAAAGAAAAAGGUUUCAUAUUUCGCGACUAGACAAUAUUUAUGUGCUGAUAAACUUUCCUUACACAUUAAGUAUUAAUUAUAGAUGAAUUCAAAUAAAUAAAUAAAUGCAUUAAUUUACAUAUACUUUGAGAAGUGAAUGCAUAUCAACUCUCUGCAUAACUUAGUAGCAUCUGCAUAUUAACAAUUGUUUUGAAACUUGUCUGGCAAGUUGUUUAAUGAGUUCGUGUAAGCUGACAAGUAAGCUUUAGACUUUCUAUUUUUUAUUAAAUAAAUGCCAAGCGCAGUAAAUAACUUAUAAAACUUUAA